CCGUCGCCACCCGCCGCUUUCGCGGCCUAUGCUUAGGUGCUGCUGCCGCCGCCGCCGCCACUGCCGCUUCCUGAGAACCGCUUCCCGACUCCAUGUUCCCGGCGUGGGGUUUGUACGGGGCGGCCCCCGGGGCUUACCCUCCCCCGCCCACCAUGAUGCCUCCGCCGCCAAUGGCCGGGCCUCCUCCGGCCAUGCCGCCGCCGGCUCUGGGCAGCUACGCGGCUUCAUCGGCGACUCCUGGUGCUGCUAUGGCCGCCGCCGGCACGUCCGGCUUUCUGAGCCUGCAGGAGCAGCACUUGGUCCAGUUGCAACAGCUCCAGCAAAUGCACCAGAAGCAGCUGCAGUCGGUGUUGCUGGGCGGGCCUCCCCCUCCACCCGGCGGGCCUCCCCCGAGCCUGCCGCCGCCCCUGCCCAGCGCCGCUCCCGCCGCUCCCUGGCAGCCGCCAUUGCCCCAAGGGCCGCCCUCCGCGCGCAGCUAUCAGAAGCCGUUCAAGCCCCGCGAGCCCUCGCCGCCGCCUCCUCCUCUCCCGCGGGACCCGCUUCUCCACAAUGCCCAGAGGCCUCCUCUGCCUCUCGGAGAGGAUGUCAAGGAGCCGCCUCGGGAUGAGUGGAAGCCCCUCGGCCCCACGGCCAGCCCUCGCGUGGCUAUGGACAUGGACCUGGCCUCUCCGCCACAGUCACCUGCCCAGUCGUACAUGCCCUCAGGACCCUCCCUUGAGACGGGCUCUUACAUGUCUCAGUCUCUGCCGCCACAGAAAUCCUCGUCGCAGCCCUACCAACCCCGUUCUCAGUUGCCUAAGGCACCACGCACCUUUUCGGAUCACCCUCCUCCAGCAGUUUCUCAGCCUUACCAGUCCCAGGCUUACCAACCCGCCCCCCAGACCUCAGCUUGCCAACCAGGCCAGCCCAUUACUCCAUCUGACUCACGCUUCGCCCCAUCCCAGAUUCCUCAGCCAGCUCUUGAACCUCAGGAGUUAAGACAGGGCAGUGGUACAGACAUAGAUAUUAGGUGUGAGCGACAGCAAGCCGCCCUACACGCAGACACCUCCACAAUGACCGCCCAGGAGCAGCAGCAAUUUUGGUAUCAACAGCAUCUGCUUACUCUGCAGCAAAGGGCAAAAGCACAUGCACUGGGACAGCAGCUGCCAUCAGGUCUAGGAGUGGUAAAUGAUACUCCUGAGCAGAGGCAAGAAGAAAGGGAAAUACCCAUUUCUGAUGUGCUUUCUGACCCCUCUUUGCUUUCUGAGCCCAAAUUACUGCAGCCCAAAGGUGAUGACCUUCCUUUGUCAUCUGUUGAGCCCAAGUUGAGCAUUGAACCACCAGAGGAUCCUGAGGAAAGUUUGAGAUUACAACAGCUACAGGCGGCAGCCACACAAUGGCAACAGCACCCGCAGCAGCGAGUGGGUUUCCAAUAUCAGAGAAUAAUGCAGCAGCAUGCACAGUUGCAACAAAUUCUACAACGCUACCAACAGAUCAUACAGACGCCACACUUGCCAACAAUGUCAGUGGAUAUGCAGCUACAGCAUUAUGAAACACAGAACAAACAGUUCCAGCCACUUUACAAGGAGUGGGAACGUGAAUUUCAGCAGUGGCAGGAUCAGAUUCAGGCCUACCCUCACAAAGACCAACUUCAUGAGUGUGAGAAACAGUGGAAAAUGUGGCAGGGACAGAUGAAAGUCACUCACACCCACCUUCAGGAGAAAGUGAAGUCUCUUCGGAACAUGAACAGUCAGUAUACUGGGAGUGUAACUUUGCCGCCUGCAUUUUCUGCAUAUUCUCAAACAGUACAAAGUGGUAUGUCCGUCGGGCAGUCUACUUUGCCCUCAGCUGCACUGCCUCCACCUUCCACUGGAUUCUCUUCUGGCCCACAAAUGUCUGAUAUGCCUAUUUCAAAAGAAUCUGGUCCUCAGAGCACCCAGAGCACUGAAACACCGAGGCCAAAUUUGUACCCUACUCCUGGUUCUUUUAAAGUUACUGAGUCACUUCCCACUCCCCAGGCUACGGAGAUGGCCAAGCAAGGUCUGCUUUCUACCCCUACCGCUGCUUCUUUUUCAUUUAAAGCAACUGAGUCUUCUACCACCUCACAGACCUCAGAGACAACCAGGCCACCUCCAUUUCCUUCUCCUGCCUCUUACUCAUUUAAAGAGUCACUUCCCACUCCCCAGGCUACGGAGAUGGCCAAGCAAGGUCUGCUUUCUACCCCUACCGCUGCUUCUUUUUCAUUUAAAGCAACUGAGUCUUCUACCACCUCACAGUCCUCAGAGACAACCAGGCCACCUCCAUUUCCUUCUCCUGCCUCUUACUCAUUUAAAGAGCCACUUCCCACUCCCCAGACUACGGAGAUAGCCAAGCAAGGUCUGCUUUCUACCCCUACUGCUGCUUCUUUUUCAUUUAAAGCAACUGAGUCUACCACCUCACAGGCCUCAGAGACAACCAGGCCACUUCCAUUUUCUUCUCCUGCCUCUUACUCAUUUAAAGAGUCACUUCCCACUCCCCAGACUACAGAGAUGGCCAAGCAAGGCCUGCUUCCUACCCCUACCGCUGCUUCUUUUUCAUUUAAAGCAACUGAGUCUCCUGCCACUUCCCAGAACAUGGAGGCAACCAGGCCACCUCUGCUUCCUACCCCUGCUUUUCCUUUUAAAGGUAAUGAUACAUCCAUCAUCACCCCGGCCAUGGAUAUUGUCAGGCCAGGCCUGCUUCCCACCCCUUCUUCUGCUUCUUCCUUUUCAUUUAAGGCUCCUGUUUCACCUGCCAUGACCCACGCUACAAUGGAUGCAACCAGGCCACAUCUUCUUCCCACCCCUGCUUCCUUUACUUUUAAAACUACUGAUACAUCUGCCACCGUGAAUUACCACUCAAAUGUGACAUCAUCUACUAGCACUUCAGACCAAGGCAGUUCUUAUGUGCCUCUGGGCAAACAGGCAAUGCCAUUUGGUUCUGUUUCAUCAGAACUAACUUCUGCUGAAGUAAAACCUCACUCUACAGUGUCCUCCUCAUCUGCAUCCACCACCAGCACCACUACUACCUAUCAGAGCAGACCAGGGAGGUCAGCCGGGUUUCCUGAUUCUGCCAGGGGACAGCGCCAUGAAGGUCCAAGGGUGUCAAGAUUUGAUGCACCACAAGGAAGAGACUUUGAUAAAUUUGAACCUGCAAGACAGCAAGGACCUAAUUUUCAAGGGCAACGUUUAGAAGGUCCAAGGUCAAGAUUUCAAAAUCAGCUUGUAGAUGGCUCUUCAGGCAAACAGGGGACAAUUCCCCGGGGCCCAGCAGCAGCAUUUUAUACUCCCUCAGGCUCUUCACAAAUGCAGGCUUCCCAAGCAAGUGGACCACGGUGGCGGGGGCCUAGGCCUCCUUUGGGACAACAGAACCAUCAGACAGAACAUAAUGAAUCUUUUACUGAUAUGAGCAAUAAUCAGACAGUGGCAAAUAAAUCUAAACCUAGACCAGAUACAAAGGUUACUGGUUCUGUUCAGCCAGGUACAGUCAUGUCUAAAGCACAGCAAAAUUCGUCCGGAAAAGAGGGCAGAGAAACAAUGUCAGAAACAAAGAAACCAAGCUCUGCGGAGACUGAACUGCAAACAGAAGAAUCAAGAAAACCUCCUCAUGCUUCGGAUGUUCUCCAUCAGACACCAGGUUCCAGUGUUCCAGGGGGGAAGAAAAUGUUACCACCAGCGCCAAUGGGAAAUAAAGAGUUGAAUUCUGCAGAAAACAAACUGACUUCUUCUGAAAAUAAUCAGAGCCAGGAGCCAUCUAAACUGGAAAGUCAGGAGAGGGGACAAAUCAAGCUGGGAGAUAACCAGGCCAAAGGGCCAGCAGGCAGGGGCAGGGGCAGGGGCCAGGGUAGAAUGGAAGACAAUAGAGGUAGGGGCCGAGGCCGAUUUGAUGAUGCCAGAGGAAGGGGAGUACCAAACAGAGGUAGAGGUCUGACCAGAGAUAUAGGUGGCAGAGAUGUAAACAGUGGGCCAGGAACCCACAACAGGAUGCCAGAGGGCCAGUCGGGCACUUGGGAAUCUGGGGUGGGUGGACAGUUGAGCAACCAGGAAAGGGCAUUGGGAAGGCAGUUGAGAAGCCAAGACACAGGGUUACCAGCUAGAGACAGGGAACCAGCUCCCCAGAUGGGCAGCAGAGAGAAAGGCCAUGCAGAGAGCCGGGAAAAGGGCUUAGGCAGGCAACCCAGUAGUCCAGAAAGGGGGCUGGACCGGCUGUCUAGUAACCGUGAAAGGGGACCAGGUUGGCAAGCUAGUAGCCGGGAGAGAGACCCAGUCAGAAGGCCUAGUAGCCGGGAGAGGGAUCUGCACAGACGUGACACAGGCCUUGGAGGUGGUAUGGAUAAUUUGCCUCCAUUCCAUGAAGAACCACCCAGGCCUCCAUGGUCUUACGAAGAGGCAGGCAUGGAAGAGGAGCACUCAUUUGAAUACCAAGAUAUUCCUCCUCUAGAGCGCAGACGAUUGGAGGAUUGGGAAAGAGACAGAUACUGGGUUGAGCGCGACCAGCGAUAUCAUGAUGAUCCUCUUGAUCCAUAUGAGAGAGAUGACUUGUUAGCACACCGUCAUCCAUUGCCACCUCUUUCACCUCUUCCCCCGCUACCUCCUUUACCUCCAAUAUCUGCUGAUCUUGAUAGACAAGAACCAUAUUGGGAUGACUGGGAAAGGCCAUUGGAGAGAGAGAGAGAACUAGACAGAGAUCUGGACAGGGUCCGAAGACCCUUGGAUGUGUAUGAUCGUGAUUUAGAAAGAGACUGGGACAGAGAUUACCUAAGACCACUGGGCGACAGAGAUAGGCUUAGUGAUCUGGACAUACCUCCUCUCCCACCUUUGCCACCCCUUCCUCCACUUCCUCCUAUAGACAGAUACCGUGACGAGCGAUGGCUGGAGGAGAGAGAGAGGGAUUUCUACAACAGGGAUUCCAGAGACCGGGGGGAACUCAGAAUUCGAGAGUAUCUAGAGAGACAUGACACAUGGAGGGAACCAUCUGAUUUCCCACCUGACAGGGGUGAUUGGGAAAGGGAAAGAUUUUCGGAUAGGUGGUAUCCAGAUGAAAUCGACAGAUUCCCACGUUUAGAUGAUCAUCUGGAUCCGCCACCUCUGCCACCACGCUCAUCUGAAUUGCUGGGAGACGAGCCAAAUUUGACCUCUGAGGGAGGUGUAAUGGUCCUUAGUCAAAGGCAACAUGAAAUAAUCCUGAAGGCUGCCCAAGAGCUAAAAAUGCUACGAGAACAGAAAGAACAUAUGAAGAAGAUGAAUGAAUUUGUUCCUAAACUGCCACCGCAGACACUUGCUAGGAAGGAUAACUUUCAGGCCUCUUCUGAAAUGCACGCUGAGAUACCAAUAGAGGAACAACCUACUCCAGCUGUAAUAGCAAAGCCACCCGUCCUGUUUCGGAAAGGUACGCCAACAGCCAAGCCAGGCACUGCAGUUGCAAAGCCAUCUGUCCCAGCGACAAGGCUGCCUGUUCCAGCCGCAAAGGGCCCCCUCCCAACACAGUCAAGUACUCCAAUUCCCAUUUCAACUACAGCAGCCGCUCAAGGUCCAGCUGCUAUGGUCAAAUCAUCACCUGCCAUGAGCCAAGAACGUUGGGAUGAGGAUUCUUUCCAGGGACUUUGGGAUAGCAGUGAAGAUAAAGGGUUAAAAUCAGAGAAUGACUUACCUGCGUCAGAUCUCUCAUUACCUUCAUCGACAAUCACAACUUCCUUUGGGUCAGGUAUAGCACAACUUUCCAAGCCACCAAUUAUACAUCAAACUGUUGACUAUGGGCAUAGACACGGCCAUGGGCAAGAUAUAACCAGUAGUAAAGGUGGACAAAUUCCUUAUGGGGAGCGUAUACCUCUGCGUCCAGAAGCUCCUCAUGAGAGGCAGCCCUUUUCAAAAGAACACCAAGGCCAACGGGAUCGAUAUAUCAAGGAAAGAGAUGCUUAUUUUGAGCGGCAGAAUAAUGCCAAUAUUGAUCACAGAGACUUUAGGAGAGAGAGAGAGUCAUACAGGGACCGUAUUUCUGGAGAACAUGAACGGGAAAGAUUUGACAAAGAACGCUAUCAACGAGAUGACAGCAGGCCAUCUCCUUCAAGAGCUCAGUCCUAUCGUGACAAAGACCAUUCAAACUCAAGACGGGGAGGGUUUGAAAGACAAUCAUAUGACAGAAAACCUGAUCGUCCACCUUAUGAUCAUGGGCCUCCGAUGUUUGGAGGUGACCGCAGAAAUUACCCUGAAGAAAGAAUGCCCAUUUCUGCUCCAUCAUUAACCCGACAACCACCACCUGCCCCUCGUGUAGAGAGGAAACCAGAAUCUAAAAAUGUGGAUGAUAUACUGAAACCACCUGGAAGGGAGAGUAGACCAGAGAGGAUUGUCAUUAUCAUGAGAGGAUUGCCAGGCAGUGGAAAGACUCAUGUUGCUAAGCUUAUCAGGGAUAAGGAAGUUGAAUGUGGAGGAGCUGCACCCAGAGUGCUCAGCCUGGACGACUAUUUUAUCACUGAAAUAGAGAAAGAAGAGAGAGACCCUGAUACAAAGAAAAGAGUUAAAAAGAAGAUUUUGGAGUAUGAAUAUGAAGCUGACAUGGAAGAAAUCUAUCGUGCCAGCUUAUUCAAAACUUUCAAAAAGACUUUGGAUGAUGGGUUUUUCCCCUUUAUCAUCCUUGAUGCCAUUAAUGACAGAGUACGCCAUUUUGAGCAAUUCUGGAGUGCUGCAAAAACAAAAGGUUUUGAGGUCUACCUAGCCGAAAUUACUGCAGACAACCAAACUUGUUGCAAGAGAAAUGUCCAUGGACGCAAGCUCAAGGAGAUCAGUAAGAUGGCUGAUCAUUGGGAAACGGCACCCCGUCAUAUGAUACGUUUAGACAUUCGCUCUUUGCUACAAGAUGCUGCUAUUGAAGAGGUGGAGAUGGAGGAUUUUGAUGCAAACAUUGAAGAUCAGAAAGAAGAAAACAAAAAAGAUGCAGAGGAAGAAGAGAGUGAACUGGGUUACAUUCCGAAAAGCAAAUGGGAGAUGGAUACUUCUGAAGCAAAACUAGACAAAUUGGAUGGCUUGCGAACCGGUGCUAAGAGAAGGCGUGAUUGGGAAGCAAUUGCCAGCAGAAUGGAAGAUUAUCUUCAGCUUCCAGAUGAUUAUGAUACCCGUGCUUCUGAACCUGGAAAGAAGAGGGUAAGGUGGGCAGACCUUGAAGAAAAAAAGGAUGCAGACAGAAAGAGGGCCAUUGGUUUUGUGGUGGGACAAACGGAUUGGGAGAAAAUCACCGAUGAAAGUGGUCAUUUUGCUGAGAAAGCCCUCAAGCGUACAAAGUACAUCUGAUGCAACAUGUCAAGUAGAAUUUUUCUACCUAUGAGGCAGUUUGCUUUGAUGAGAACUGAACACAAGGUGAUGUGGAACUUGUCAUUCGCCCUCUGGAGAGUUGUGCGGUUCUUUUCUUUUGAAACUUCAUUUUUUUGUGUUCUUCCCUAUUGCAUUCCUUGGAAUUCUACCUGGUGAUAUCCAGCACCCCCAAGUUAUAUGGAGCUUGCAUCUAAAUGUGAAAGGUUUUUGUGUUAAAAUUAGUAGUUCUAGCUUUUAUGCGUGCAGUAGAGUGGAAAGAUGAAGCCAUGGACAUUUUUUCUUCUGUACUGUCGCAGAAUGUCAGCAUUACAAUUGCAUUGUUGCUUUGUGGCUGUUAUUUUUUACUGUACAAACUUUGUAGUUUAUUGUACUAGAAAACAGAACAAUAAACUUUCACUACCAACCUAGUGAAUGACUUAGUCGACCAUAUAUUAUAUAGGCUGCUCUAUUUUGUGUGUGUGCGUUUGUGUGGUUUGCUUAAAAAGAUGAUCCCUUCAACUCUCUGCGGAAUGUUGGAGCCCUUGGUCAUUAACAUGCCAUGUUUCCUUAUAAACUUCCUGUUCAAAACAAUUUUAUUCUUCACACAAAAAAUUAAAUGUGCAUACUAACGCCAGAAAGCAUUAGUGUGUGCAUGGAGAUUAAAAGCCAUUUCAACUGUCCUAAGAAGAAGGCUUUAUUUUAUGUUGGAGAGAAAAUGAUUUGCCUCAAAGAGGAUGGUCAAGCAACUUAAUGUACAAUGUUCUCUCUGUCUUGUUACAUGCUCCGUUUUGCAUGCUUGCUAACAAACAAAUGCAAUGAACUGCUUUUGUCCUUUUCAAGUUCCAAUUCAGUGGAUUGUGUUAUGAAUUAUAAGGAUGGAGAAGGUGCCAAAUCGUUUGAAUGAGACCAUUGCUAUCUUAGUUUUCUUUUAGAAAAGGGUGGUGGUGGUGGUCUUGAAAGAUGCUUCAUUAACUCUUCUUAGCCAAUCAGUUUGUGAUUGCCUAGCAAAUUAUUUUUAUUCAUGGGUACAUUAGUAAUGAUGAGGGCAUUUUUUGCUGUAUUGAAGGAGGACCACUGUUUAGUAUUUAAUGAAUGGUUUAUUAUUGUAAUAUAUUUGUUUACUUGACAUUUUCUAGUCUGAUUAAUUAUGUAUAAUUUGGAAACUGUUCCCAGAAUGAACAAUAGAAUAUUUGGAUACAGUGCAGAAUGUUAAAUGGCUACAAAAGCUUAUUCAUAUGUAUACUUUCCUAUUUUGUUGCACUGUGACUUUUUAUUGUUUGGUAAGCUAUUUGUGGGCCUGCAUUUCACAGUAAUUACAAGGAGACAUGGGAAAUUAGAAGCUCUUGUGACCUUAUGAAGUUCAAGAGUUGCACUCUUUGUUUCUAAAUGAAACUCACAAUUUUGUGAGAAGACAAAGGGAAUAAUUACUGGAUCUUUCAGAUAAAGAUGCUCAGUAGAAUCUCAUGUUUGAACUCUGCAGAGGUGACUAAUUGAAUUGUGAGUUUUUAUGUAGUGAUGCCUUUCAUAUAUAAACCAACUUAUUUCCACAUGGUACUUAGUUAAGAUGGCUGUUGUGGCUUACUGCUCUUUUGCAGAAUGAAGUAGGGGAAAUGGAAGACCUAGGAUUCUCACUGCAUCUUCUUUAACUCAGGUCUGAAUCUUCCUGUCAUACUAGUGUAUCUGGAUGUAAGUAAUUGUACUGUACUUUAAUUGCUGGUUUACCAUCAUUUUCAGUCACAACUUUGGUGCCUUUUGAUACUACCAAGCAUCAUACUAUAGUCUGGUACAUUAUGUGGAGUCAUUUAUAUAUUUGUGGUUGCAAUUCUUCUACAGUGGUACCUCGGGUUACAGACGCUUCAGGUUACAGACUCCGCUAACCCAGAAAUAGUACCUCGGGUUAAGAACUUUGCUUCAGGAUGAGAACAGAAAUCGUGCGGUGUCGGCGCGGCGUCAGCGGGAAGGCCCCAUUAGCUAAAGUGGUACCUCAGGUUAAGAACAGUUUCAGGUUAAGAACAGAUCUCCGGAACGAAUUAAAUUCUUAACCCAAGGUACCACUGUAUUCCUGUUCUAUGUGUUCAUUCACCUUUCCCUGACUCCUAUGGUUUGAUAGCACCACCUAUGGACAACUUGCCACACAUAUAAUAUGUAGCAAUUGUUUGCAUCUGUAUCUCAAGCGAGAUAGUGGAGUGCACCCCUGAGGGCGAAGUCAAACUGCUGCAUUAGCAGCACAAAAGUGACCCCUCCAGGGCACAAGCGUGGGCAGCAUGUAUGGAGGUCCUGGACUGCCAAGACACAAGACUCCCCUCUCGGCCUCAUUUAUGUGGUCCAAAUGAAAGCAGAGCAGUAGUUUGGCACCAGCUUGGCUGCAGGAGUUGCCGGAAAGAGACAUACAAGAUGCCAUCCUGAUGUCUCCAGAUUUGUGUAGGGUUUCCUCCUUAGACUUUUCUUCUCCCGAAGAUAUCCCGCAAGGCAGCUGGUGUUUAGGUGUUUAUUUCCUCCCAGAUGUGCUACGUUCUCAGAUUGACAAGCCCCCUCUACAUCACAUACAGAACCCACCUUCUUGACCAUUGGUCUCACUAUUGGUCUUGUCCACUCAAUUCACUGGAGCCUGUCUUCGCAUGCAGGAGAAGUCCCUAACUCACCGAGGGUUUGAAACUCAUCAGCUAUCCUCACCUGGUUUAGCUGGCCAGUCAAAGCCAUUUCCAGGUGCAGCCGCUGGCUUGUGCUGACAGCUUCUAGGAGCCACAGGUGACAGCUGAAUGCAAGGUGGGGACCAAGGAUGGACAAACUACCCCAGAUGGAGCAUGAUGUCGUCAUCCCCAGGUCCUACCCCUCCCCUAACACCCCAUACACCCCCUUUUGCAAGAAGGGAGAGAUGGCAAGAGGGCGAAGAAAGAGAUGAACAAUUGGAAUAGUAUUUACUUGAACCAAUAUGACUGGAAGUAUGUAAUGGAUAUUCCAAUGGACCAACAAGGGUGACACCUAUUUUUUCAUAGUUUUCUUUUUCCUUUUACUUUCUUUGAGACUCCAUGGAAUGCCUCAGUGUUCUGCCUCUGAAGAACAGUUGUGGACAGACCACGUGGGAGACCUAUUGCCUUGGCUUUAUUUUUCAGCAUGUAUGGUCCUGCCUUUCUAACAAUGAUUAAGAGCGGUUAACCGGGGUCGUGUCUCUGCUCCUCCACAUGCAGCUGCUGGGUUACCUUGGGCUAGUCACACUUCCCUGAAGUCUCUCAGCCCCACUCACCUCACAGAGUGUUUGUUGUGGGGGAGGAAGGGAAAGGAGAAUGUUAGCCGCUUUGAGACUCCUUCGGGUAGUGAUAAAGCGGGAUAUCAAAUCCAAACUCCUCCUCCUCUUCUUUCAAGACAACUUAUAGUCAGAAAAAAUGAUGAAAUAAAUAAAACCAUGACAGUCUUUAAAAUGGAUUAAAAGGGCAUUGACAGGAUGAAAUAAUAUGAGGGAAAUAAUCUACAAAAGCUUGUUGAAAUAAAACAAUCUUCGCUGUCUAACUAAAAGCAGAAGAGGGGUGAGGCAGCUGUCCCUUGGGAAGCUCUUCUGAUCUUGGGCAAAUGAAAAGGCUGCCUUGAAUACCCACCCAUCAUUAGACCCAUGUACUUCAAUAGGACCCGUACAUGUAGGUCAUUGAUGACUAUUUGAAUAGUACCAAAAAAAUAAUAAACUAAUGAAUUACUGUGGGCUGUCCCCUGUGUCCGCUAGAUGUUAUCACAGGAGACCAUUGUCGCAGAAGAGCGAGGGACAUUCUCAGGGAUGCUCACACCCUGGCCAGCACCUUUUAAAUCUCCUGCCCUCGGGUAGGAGAUAUAGAAGCAUGAUAAGCUGCACCAACAGGUUAAAGAACUGUUUCUACCCAUGGGCUGUGAGGCUGCUGAAUGGAAGAUAGCAACAUUGCAGCUGACGUUCAAGGUUGGUGGUCAUAUGACAGCACACAAUGUAACAAGGACCAAGAGAUUGUGGGGGGAGGGGGGUUCGUUUAAUAUCACUGUAAACAAGUGGUACAGUGAUAAUAAAGUAUUUCUAUUCUAUAAUUAUAAAAGUAAUUUCUGGAGGCUUUCAUUCCACAUGUUCGACAUGAUCAAAGUGAAUUAAAUAUUCAGCUUCUGAAUAAUAUCUGUCAACUUUGUAGAAUUGUAGUUGAAAAACGGUAGGUAUUAAAUAAUGUAUGCAAUAUUCUUCGUAUAAAUGGCACAUUGUUUGCCCUCACUAAGAGCAAUUUACAUCAUUUUACUAUCAGCUUAGUAUUAAAAGUUAGUGGACUCCUUGAUCUUUGAGCUUGGAAUGAGGUGUUUUUGAGAAAUGCUGAAUACUUCCUGUAUCUACCUGGCUUCCUAAAAUGGGUAGUGUGGGAAAAUGUUGUCAAUACUAUAAUUCACUGGUACACUUCUCCUCCUGAGCAGGAGGGUGGAAUGCUUUGAUCAAUGAUUUGGUACAUACCACUUGAGUACCAUUGUUGUUGUUGUUAUGGUCCCAUCCGGUUUCUCUACUUGCUAACGUAACAGUUGCAUUCUGCACCACCUGGUGCCCCCGGGCCAUCAAGUACCGGUGGCGACCAUUUCUCAUGGGAGUUCCGUUCCUGGCCCUUGUGCAUCCUGGCAGAGUGUCUAUAAACAUGUCCUGCCCCCAUUCCGCCUUCUCUUGGGUCCAAAAGAACCUGCGUGUGAAUGAUCGCGCGUCAGUGGAACACACCAAAAAUGGUCACCACCUGUACUCCAAGGAGGAUACUAGAGCAUGGACCACAAAGGGCAGGCUAUCCCAGCCCAGGAACUGCUAAAGCCAGCAAACCAGCCUAAGUUGGGCAUCAGCGCUCCUAGCCACAGAAACCAGUUGAGACUUCAGUGACAAGUUGGGAGCUAGGAGCACUCCCAGGCUACAAACCUGAUGUUUCAGAGGGAGUGCACCAUCUCCCAGAAAAAAGGUAUACACCUAAUUCUUACCAGGACUCAGCCUAAGUUUUAUUGGCUCUCAUCCAGUCCAUCACUGCUCCAGACACCUGUCCAGUGAUUUCACAGCCUCUCCCGAUUCUGACAAAUGGUUUUUGCAAUACAGAGAUGGAUACACCAGUAUCCUUGCACACAAAAAUCCAACAUUUCCCUCACUUGACCAAAGUGCCUUUCACAUUCAAUUUGUUUUAAUCUGUCAGAAAAGUUGGUUUUAUUUCAGUUUUUAAGCAUGAGCGCUCCUAUCGAUUUGCACUAACACAACCCCAACACCCUUCUCUUUCUCUCAUGUUACUUUUUCUAGUUCUUUUUUCUCUCUACUAUAUUUUCAUUAGUUUGGGGGUUGUAGUUUUAUAAUUGUGGGAGUCGUGGGCCGCCAGAGUGUAUGUGAUAGGGUAAUAUACAUUGACUGCUGUGUAAAUUUACAAAUCUUUCUAAAGAUUUUACAGUUACUGUACUUACCUGGGGCUGGAGAAGGCACACUGCAACUUCUUCCCCUUACAUUUUCUCACUUGUCAUGCUGGUUCCACCCUUCACCUUCUUACCAACUACUUUUAAGUGUGUAUAUUUGGUUACUGUUUACUUCACUCUUGAUUGUGCUGCCUUCUGCAGCAUAGGACCUUAAUCCAAAAUUUGGUGUGACCAUCAUCCAGCUACACAAAUGGUACCUCCAUAGGAACAGUGCGAGCAGUACUCAAAUUCUUGUGCUAGCACAAUGAGAUUUCUUCCCUCCCUCCCGCUGCGCAUGCCAUGCCCUGCCCUGUCCACAAAUCUCCAAAGUGUUUGGGGAACCUCCAGAACAGAUUUAGGAGGUGCACAGAAGGACAGGAGGAACUCCCAUUAUUCAAGGAGGAAUCCUUGAACCGAUCGGAUGUUAACCUUAGUUCUCUGUUGAAUACAAUCCUGUAUCACUUAUUACCAGACUCUGUGACUGAUAGCAGGAGAAGACAAGGAUGACCCUCAUACCGAGGAUGAGGAUGAUUUCGCCAUACAUUGACUUCACUGUAUAUGAUACUUUGACACACAUUGAUACUAACCAUGGGAGUCCAUGAUCAAAUGCAUCUAUAAUAACCAUGGCAGCUUGCAUUCUUUGGGAACCGCUCUUUCAAAAAAAGACAAUAUUAUGUUUACAAAUCACAUUUCAUGGAAUGAGCAGUCAUUAGGAUUGCCUUAGGCUGAAUUGUGACAUUUGAUAGCUGCAGUAGUGAACUCUGCCGAUGUCGUCCAAGUUGUGUUUUAUUUCUUUCAGUAAACAAGUGCUCCAUUAUAGUUGAAUGGAUCUUCAUUAAAUCUAAUUGACAGGAAGGUUACACCUGUUAUAUAGCAUAGGAGAUCUAUUAAUUUCAAUUAAAAUAUAUAAUAGUGCAGAUAAAUCCUGCUGCUAUGUUAUGAAUGGAGCUACAAAAUAAAUACUUUAUAUUGUUUAAUGGG
This is a messenger RNA of Zootoca vivipara (common lizard), 13664 nucleotides long. RefSeq names its product YLP motif containing 1 (gene YLPM1). Lineage: Eukaryota; Metazoa; Chordata; Lepidosauria; Squamata; Lacertidae. Gene Ontology annotation, biological process: regulation of telomere maintenance. Gene Ontology annotation, cellular component: nucleus. The record is from RefSeq and is a predicted model, not a curated record.